GGGACAAAGAAAGAGACCACCUUAAAUUAACAACCUCAACAAUGGGACAAUGUGACACAUAUCCCUUUUCAUCACUUCUCUAAAUAGCAUAUCAAAAUAACCAAAACACUUAGAUCCGACACCCUCUCUUCUCUUUCUUUUUUUCUUUCUUUCACAACCCAGUUAAUCCUUGAAUCGGAUAGGUUUCUUAGAGAGUUUAAUUCUAUUGUGCUAUUUAGUUAGAAAUAUCGUGGUUUCUUGUUCAUAAGGUGUUUUGGAUGGUGAAUUUGGUGCUUCAUGUGUAACGAAACAAAGCUCAAUGCUGUGAUCAGUUGUAGUGCAUACCUGAGCAGUGAGAGUUAUAUUUAGAUUUGUCUUAUUAUCAAUAGAUAAAUGUCGAGGGGCAGAUCUGAUGAAUCGCCGAAGAAGCGUUUAGUUGCUUCUGUUUGUGGCGUGGCAUUCUUUCUUGGUUUUCUAUAUGUGUUUCAAGGAUCCAUCUUUGGCUCUCAAAAUAGUCCUACAAUUGAAUAUGGAAAAUCGUUGAAAAGACUCGGGGCGUCGUAUUUGGGUGCAGAUGAUGAUGCAGAUAACAAGCAACAAGAUGCAUCUACAAGUUUAGUGCAGGGAGAUGCGGUGGGGGAGGAUAUUAUACCGAAGAGUUUCCCUGUUUGCGAUGACCGUCAUUCAGAGUUGAUUCCAUGCUUAGACAGACAUCUUAUCUAUCAAUUGAGACUGAAGUUGGAUCUUAGUUUGAUGGAACACUACGAGAGACAUUGCCCUCCUGCAGAAAGACGGUUCAAUUGCUUGAUUCCUCCUCCGCCAGGGUACAAGGUCCCUAUUAAGUGGCCGCAGAGUAGGGAGGAGGUGUGGAAACUAAAUAUACCGCAUACUCACCUUGCACAAGAGAAGUCCGACCAGAACUGGAUGGUUGUGAAAGGUGAAAAGAUUUUUUUCCCCGGAGGAGGGACUCAUUUUCACAAAGGUGCUGAUAAGUACAUUGCGGCCAUCGCAAAUAUGCUCAACUUUUCAAACAAUAAUCUUAACAACGAAGGAAGACUACGGACUGUUCUUGAUGUUGGCUGUGGUGUUGCGAGUUUCGGAGGUUAUCUUUUGGCAUCUGAUAUAAUUGCAAUGUCCUUGGCACCAAACGAUGUGCAUCAAAAUCAAAUUCAGUUUGCUUUAGAAAGAGGAAUUCCUGCGUAUCUUGGUGUCUUGGGAACCAAGAGACUCCCUUACCCAAGUAGAUCUUUUGAACUUGCACAUUGUUCUCGUUGUCGGAUUGAUUGGCUUCAGAGAGAUGGAAUACUACUCCUUGAGCUAGACCGGGUUCUUAGACCGGGAGGUUAUUUCGCGUACUCGUCUCCAGAAGCAUAUGCGCAGGACGAAGAAGAUUUGAGGAUAUGGAGAGAAAUGAGUGCCCUUGUGGGACGCAUGUGUUGGAGAAUCGCUUCGAAGAAAAACCAAACAGUCAUCUGGCAAAAACCUCUCACGAACGAUUGCUAUAUGGAAAGAGAACCCGGUACUCGCCCUCCUCUCUGCCAGUCUGACGAAGACCCUGAUGCAGUAUGGGGAGUGAACAUGGAAAUUUGCAUAACGCCGUAUUCUGAACAUGACCACAAAGCCCAGGGUAGUGAGUUAGCUCCAUGGCCUUCAAGAUUGACCAGUCCUCCUCCUAGAUUAGCUGACCUUGGCUACUCAAAUGAAAUCUUCGAGAAGGACACGGAACUAUGGCAAAAAAGAGUUGAGAAUUACUGGAAUCUCAUGGGAUCGAAAAUCUCAUCAAACACCGUCAGAAACGUGAUGGAUAUGAAAGCAAACAUGGGUUCAUUUGCCGCCGCUCUUAAAGACAAAGACGUUUGGGUGAUGAACGUUGUAUCUCAUCAAGGACCAAGCACACUUAGAAUUGUAUUCGACAGAGGACUCAUCGGGAGUACUCACGACUGGUGUGAAGCAUUUUCAACAUACCCGCGUACUUACGAUUUACUCCACGCAUGGACUGUAUUUUCUGAUAUACAAGCGAAAGAGUGCAGUCCACAAGAUCUAUUACUCGAGAUGGAUCGUUUGGUUAGGCCAACCGGUUUCAUAAUCAUACGAGAUAAACAGCCCGUGAUUGAUUUCGUUAAAAAGUACCUAACAGCAUUGCAUUGGGAAGAAGUUGCAACAUCAGAUUCCAGUUCUGACUCUGAGCAAGAUGGCAAUGAAGUUGUUUUUAUCGUCCAGAAGAAAUUGUGGCUCACUUCUGGAUCCCUUAGGGGUGCAGCAGAAUAGGAUUAAAAUAACAACUACAUGGUUUAUUUAAUUUUUUUUCUUCAUUUUCUAUAUCUUUGAUAUAUUUUGUGCUGUUACAAGGAAUUAACAGCAUAGCAUAGCUACAACUACAUUUUGUAGCAUUACAUAAUGUUGUUCACAUUGUUAAAUUUCCUUGUUUUGAUUCUCAUUUCAUUUUCA
Molecule: messenger RNA, 2427 nt
Organism: Lathyrus oleraceus (garden pea)
Lineage: Eukaryota; Viridiplantae; Streptophyta; Magnoliopsida; Fabales; Fabaceae
Product: probable methyltransferase PMT8
Exons: 8
Coding region: 373-2247 (624 amino acids)
Cellular component (GO): cytoplasm; trans-Golgi network; endosome
Molecular function (GO): methyltransferase activity
Source: RefSeq, a predicted model, not a curated record